This is a messenger RNA of Moneuplotes crassus, 481 nucleotides long. NCBI's taxonomy places the organism in Eukaryota, Ciliophora, Spirotrichea, Euplotida, Euplotidae. The record is from the annotation of a GenBank genome assembly.
AUAAAAUAUGCAAAUGAAACCAAGCUCACAAGAAACACUUAAGAUUUUGAAUAACAUGAAAAUCAGAAAAAUAGGCACCGUCAAGAAUUAUGAACACUAUGCCUGAGGGUUAGGAGCUGAUUUAUAGUCCACAAAAGAGACGAUGACUCGGUUAUUAGACAUCUUAUCCAAGAAUCGAGGCAUAAGUUUAAUGGGAGGAUAAAUUUUGAUAAGCAUCAGAAAAUCCUCAGAUCAAAUUUCAUAGUUUCUAGGCCAAAAAAGAAAACAAUGAGUAAGGUUGAAGAGCACAAAGAGAAUUUAGAUAAAUACAAAGACUUAAGAACUCUUCAUAAAGGUACUCGGAAGAAAUUUGUGAGCACAUCAAAUGACAGUGAGUUGAAGAAGAACCAUACUUUUGAUAGCAGAACUCAAGUGGAGGACAUGAGCUCUAAAAGAUAAAUCAAGAUUUUCUAAUCGAAGGCAAAUCUAGUAGCAAUCAACU